AUGUCGAAUCCAGCAUAUCCAACAACAAGCAGUCUGCCCAUCUUUGCAGGUGAGAAGUAUGACUACUGGUCUACUAUUUUACGUACGUAUUUCAAAUCAAAAAGCUUAUGGGAGUUCAUUGAGUUUGGAUGUCCUGUGUGUAUAACUGAUGAAAAUGAAUCCAGCGGAACGUCGGGGAAAAAGGGGUCUGGAAAGGGUGUUGUUGAUGAGGCUAAAAAAAAAGAGAUAGAAAAGGACAAUACUGCUGUUCUGGUUAUUCAAACCACCGUGGCUGAAGUAAUUUUUCCACGUAUUUCGAAUGCUAACUGUGCAAAGCAGACUCGGGAUAUUCUCAGUACAGAGUAUCAAAGACACUCCAAGGUACGAGUUGUCAAACUCCAUAGUCUUCGUAGAGAGUUGAUGAAUUUAUUGAUGAAGGAAGGUGAACUCAUUAAGGAUUACUACACUAGAGUAAUGGAUGUUGUGAAUCGUUUACGAAUCUGUGGUGAAGACAUGCCUGAUAGGAGGGUGAUAGAGAAGAUUCUUAUUAGUCUAACUCCAAAGUACAACAAUAUAGUGACCACUGUUGAAGAAACAAAAGAUCUAGAUAGUAUGAAUGUUAGUGACUUGAUUGGCUCCCUAGAGGCUCAUGAGACUCGUGUAAAAAUAGAGGGCCUUAAUGUUGAUACCUUGGAGAGUGCUUAUCAAAUGAGGAUGAGUCAAGAAAGUAAUAAGAGUCAGGGUGGUAGUUCAUCUUCUAGUGGUUGGAACAAACGAUCAGGGACCAGGCCUCAGUGCACAUUUUGCAAGAGGGAAGGUCACUCAGAGGAAUCUUGUUGGGCUAAGACAAAACCACAGUGCUCAUUAUGUAAGAAAGAAGGUCAUGUGGAGGAGCAUUGUUGGAAUAAAGGGAAGCCUCAAUGUAGAAGUUGUGGUAAAUUUGGGCAUCUACAGAAAGAGUGUAGAAGUAAAGACAAAGAUAAACAACAAGCAAAUCUAGCCCAGAAGACUGAUGAAGAGUCUUUAUUUCUGGCCUGUUUCAAGACAACUCCGACAAAGAACUCUGUUUGGUUUCUUGAUUCAGGUGCAAGUAAUCAUAUGACAGCCAAUAUAUCUUUAUUCAAAGAGUUGGAUCAUUCAUUCACCACUCAAGUAGUUCUGGGGAAAGGGGAAUCAGUCAGAGUCGAAGGUAAAGGUGUUGUAUCUGUUAAUACCACGAAAGGAAGGUCUUUAAUUCGAGAUGUGAUUAAAAACAAGAAAUUGGUUGUUUCUGUCAAGAUGCAGAGAAAAAGAAGUUUUCAGCUGGAUUUUUACUUUCCAGUAGUGUCUCAAAAUAACUCAGAGCUAGCUUUAAAGAUGACUACAGAAGAAUCCCAUCUGGGGUAUCAAAGGCUAGGUCAUCUGAGUUCUCAAAACUUGAAGAGAAUUCAAGAUCUCAAACUGGUCUCUGAUUUACCUAGAAUUGACGUCAAGUCUCUAAUCUGCAGCAGCUGUAUGGAAGGCAAGCAGAAGCGUAAGCCUUUGCAUAAUGACUCUAUCUGGAGAGCCACAGAGUACCUCGAACUUGUGCAUACUGAUAUGUGCGGUCCCAUGCAUACUCCUACUUCGGAGAACGUAAAAGUAGGACUAUUAUGGAGAUGGCAAAGACUAUACUGGCUGGAAAAAAAACUUCCCAAGUGGCUAUGGACAGAAGCAGUUAAUACAUCUGUCUAUCUACUAAAUAGAUGUCCUACCAGUGCUGUGCAGGGCAGGACUCCCUUGGAGGCUUGGACAGGUAUCUUUCUAGGCUACAGUCACCAAUCUAAAGGAUUCAGGGUGUAUAAUCUGGAAACUAAGAAGUUGGUUAUUGCUAGAGAUGUGGAGGUUGAUGAGAAAGCAGUUUGGGACUGGACUGAGGGUAUUAUCAAACCCUCUUCUAUUACUACAACUGGCGACAUACAUGCCAGUUCUUCACCUGAAGUGAGAGAAGCAGAUGAUUGUUUUGAUGGUGAUCAUGAAGAUCAGGAUUUCAUGAUUUCUGAUGCUGACAGUCUUGCAGGAGGGAUUACUGAUGCUGUCCUGGAAGAUUAUGAUGAUAGUCUGAAUGAUCAAGGAGGUCUUACUAAUGUCAGUUCUGAAUCUCCAGUGAGGAAAUAUAAAAGUCUUGCUGAUAUAAGUUCUGAAUCUCCAAUGAGGAAGUAUAGAAGUUUUACUGACGUCUAUGAGUAUUGUAAAUUGACUGCAUUAGAGCCCAACACUCUUGGAGAAGCCUUCAAGAAUAGAGUUUGGGCGGAAGCAAUGGAAGAAGAGUUGAAACAGAUUGAGAAGAAUGAAACUUGGCAGUUAGUUGAUCUUCGUGCAGAUAAGGAGGCAAUUGGUGUGAAAUGGGUGUAUAAAACAAAAUUAAAUCCUGACAAUACAGUUCAAAAAUACAAGGCCAGGUUAGUGGCCAAGGGGUAUUCUCAGCAAUUUGGAAAGGACUACACAGAAACCUUCGCUCCUGUGGCUUGUAUGGAAACAGUGAGACUUAUAAUUGCUCUGGCGGCUCAAAAAAAAUGGAAGUUGCACCACCUUGAUGUAAAAUCAGCCUUCUUGAAUGGGUUUCUGGAAGAGGAAGUUUUUGUGCAACAACCACCAGGUUUUGUUAAACAAGGAGCAGAAUCUCAAGUGUUGAAAUUGAACAAAGCUCUCUAUGGUCUUAAGCAAGCUCCAAGAGCUUGGUACAGUAGAAUUGAUGUAUAUUUUACCAGUCAAGGUUUCAAGAAAAGUCCUAGUGAAUCCACUCUCUAUGUCAAAGAAGGAGGAAAUGGGAAAAAGAUAAUAGUAUCUCUUUAUGUUGAUGAUCUAGUCCUAACUAGAAAUGAUGAAGGGCUUAUAGAAGAUUUCAAAAAGAAUAUGAAAGAGAAUUUUGAAAUGAAUGAUUUGGGUCUCAUGACUUAUUUUCUGGGCAUUGAAAUUGAUCAACAAGAAGGACAUGUUUUUAUUUGGCAGCGCAAGUAUACUCAAGAACUUUUGAACCGAUUUGGCAUGGAGGAUUGCAAGGCUGUUGCCACUCCUGUUGUAGCACAUGAGAAAUUUUAUAUAGAAGAUGCCCAAAGGCUGAUCAUGGACUUUACAGAUGCAUGA
Molecule: messenger RNA, 3084 nt
Organism: Tripterygium wilfordii
Lineage: Eukaryota; Viridiplantae; Streptophyta; Magnoliopsida; Celastrales; Celastraceae
Exons: 4
Coding region: 1-3084 (1027 amino acids)
Molecular function (GO): nucleic acid binding; zinc ion binding
Source: RefSeq, a predicted model, not a curated record